UGUUUUUAUAAUUGAAGACAACAGGCAAAUAGAUUAAAAACUUCAUUAGUUUUUAUCCUACAACAUCGGGAACUCAAAUAAACCCAUUGAAAGCCCUUUUUAUUAUUUUAAACUAACAAGGACUAGUGCUUCCUCUCUUAUUCCUUGUUCAUUAACUGCGAGAUGACUGAUUCCAAAGUAAAAGUACAAGUGUUCACUGACUUUGAUGGCACAUUAUCCCUUGAUGAUACUGGCCUAUUGCUUAUUGACGACGAACUCUCUUUGGGACCGGAACGUAGACGUGUACUAGAACACAAAAUAAUGGAUCAUGCCCUUAGCUACAAGGACGCCGUUCAAGAAAUGUGGGAUUCAGUUCAUAUAAGCUGGGACGAAGCCUGGGCAAAAUACUUGAAUGAUUGCCGCAUCGAUCCUGGGUUCCUAUCCUUUAAUGAUUAUUGUCGUGAGCAUGAUAUUCCGGUUACUGUCGUUAGCAGUGGUCUUUAUCCAGUUCUAGAGCGAAUUAUGAAGAACUUUUUAGGAGAAAAGGCUAAAGAUAUUGAGAUUAUUUGCAAUAAGGGUGAAAUCAAAGAUAGAGAUUGGAAAAUUAUCUGGAGAGAUGACAGUGAAUAUGGAAACGACAAGUCAGUUGCCUUGUCAGACGCCAGAGCAAAAGCCUCCCCUGACACUAUCUUUGUGUUUUGUGGUGAUGGUGUGAGCGACAUUAGUGCUGCUAGACAUGCAGAUGUUCUGUUUGCUCGUAAAGAUCGUGAUUUGGAAAUUUACUGCAAAAGAUAUUCUAUUCCCUUUGUAAGCUUCGAUACAUUUGAUGAUGUUCAUGAUGUGGUCAAACGUUUGGUAGACCGCAAGUCUGUUAUUGAGAAGGAUGAAAAGACAGGAUUCUGUAGUGUAGUUGAUGUAUAGAAUAUUGUAUUUUCUCUUAAAAAAUCAGAUAUAUAUAUUAUACAUAUUAUAUUAGAAUAAAUCAUUGUAGACAGAGUUGUCUUCGACUAUGAAAGACAGCAAAGUAA
Molecule: messenger RNA, 1007 nt
Organism: Phycomyces blakesleeanus NRRL 1555(-)
Lineage: Eukaryota; Fungi; Mucoromycota; Mucoromycetes; Mucorales; Phycomycetaceae
Exons: 7
Coding region: 163-900 (245 amino acids)
Molecular function (GO): phosphatase activity
Source: RefSeq, a predicted model, not a curated record